CUACCUUUGCUUGCAUUCCUGUAUUGAUUCAGUGAAUUGGGAGGAACCUGGCUAUAUUCAGUCUAACAAGUAAACUGGAUUCAUCCCAGAAAAGAACUCAUAGAUAAUCCAGCUAGAAAGCUCACCAUCCUGUUCAUAGACAGUUGAAAAAAAUUCACUCCCCUUUCAUCUUUUGAGACAGAAAACAUCACCAAGAAGAAGAGAGCCCCCCCCCUUUUGUUUUGCAGUCCUGGAUCAGAGGCAUCAUACAAGGUUUAAAGUGGGCAAUACUGCAAUGGAUGGAAGCUGGAAGCUGGAAGUGAGAAAGCAAUUUCCUUGGGAAGAUAAGCAAUUAUUAUACUAAAAGCAUCAGUAGAGCCUGGCUCUUUGAUGGAGGUCUUAACCGUCUUACAUCAGAACAGCUGAAAAUAUACCCCUCUCCAUGCUCUAUUGGGAGAUGGGAAAUGCACACAACUGAACUUAAACCAAAGUCUGAUCUCAAACAUCUAUGGGACUUGGACUCAUCUCCUGCCUUUUAAUGUAAUUUCUUGCUUUCAAAGGUUGCCCUCUCCUGAUACAGUAGGGACAAGGUGAUAGAUAAGAUGUACCUGACAAUUACAAACUGGGAUAAUCAAUCCAUUGCCUAUGAAUUCAUCUUCCAGACAUUCUCCACUGUUCCUGAGAUACAAUAUCUUAUCUUCACAUUCUUUCUUUUACUCUAUCUCGUAAUCCUUUUUGGUAAUAUCUCCAUCCUUUGGAUUAUCUGUACUCUCCAUUCCUUGCACACCCCCAUGUAUUUCUUCCUAGCCAGCCUCUCUUUCCUGGAAAUUUGUUAUACUACUGUGGUAGUGCCUCAAAUGCUUGCUAGCAUUUCUGAUUUCCACAGAACAAUCCCAUUGGUGAACUGUGGCAUCCAGAUGUUCUUCUUUACAACACUAGGAAGCACUGAUUGUUUUAUGUUGGCUGUCAUGGCAUAUGAUCGCUAUGUAGCCAUCUGCCACCCGCUUCGCUACACCCUCAUCAUGACCUGGAGGGUUUGUACAUGGCUGGUGAUUGGCUCUCUGAUCCUUGCCAUAAUACUGUGUCUGCAGCUAACCAUCUUGAUUUUCAACUUGCCUUUUUGUGGUUACCAACCCAAGAUCAAUCAUUUCCUAUGUGAUGUACCACCUGUGCUACAGUUGGCAUGUGCUAACACCCAUCUCCACCAAACUGCCCUAUAUGGUGUUGGCAUCAUGGUUUUAACAAUUCCCUUUCUUCUGAUUUGCAUAUCAUAUGUCUAUAUUGUAGUUGCCAUUCUCCGAAUUAAAUCCACAUCUGGGCGGCACCAGGCCUUCUCCACCUGCUCCUCCCACCUGACAGUUGUGAUCCUACAGUAUGGAGUCUGCAGCCUUGUGUAUCUGCGUCCCAAGUCCAGCACUUCAGAGGAUGAGGAUAGGAAACUGGCUCUUAUAUAUACCUUUGUCACUCCCCUCCUGAACCCUUUGAUCUAUACCCUGAGGAAUAAAGAUAUCAAGCAGGCUUUAAGGAAGGUCAUGAAGAAAAUGAUUGCAUCUCAGACUUGAGUCUCAAUUCAUCUGUAACAUUAUUACACCCUCAAAACCAGUUGUGAAUUAGCAUUAGGACAGAAGGGAGGAAUCUUGAAUCCUUCGGGUAAUUGCUGAACAUUUCCCAGCGUCUCUUAAUGUUGUUCAUAUUAUCUGGGGUUCUGGGUUGUAUUUUGUUGCUGGUUCUUGAUUUCUUAUCUGCUUAAUUAAUUACACUAUGGUAUGGACGUCUAAUAGAUCUGAGUCAGCCUGAGAUCUUUUAAUUAUGGACAUCAGGUUGAGGAAUGAUCUUGCAAAAGAUAUCAAAACAAAAGCCAGCAUUCUUUGGGACAGUCCUGACCCCAUCUGUAACUUGGCCGAAAUAAAUUUCCAUAUCUGUAACCAAGGGCAGUCUUUAUUGUUGUUAAUAUUAUUAAUCAAAUUUAACAAUAUUAACAUAUUAUUGCUCAAAGUAUGGGCAAAUUAGCCAAUCACAUAGGGUACCUGGUUAAGGAGGGUAUCAAAUUUCAAGAAAAACCUCCAAUAGAAGAGAACAUGCUUAGCUCAGCGUUGAACUGUAGAGUUUACAUUAGAGACCAUUCAAAA
Crotalus tigris (Tiger rattlesnake) is the source of this 2108-nucleotide messenger RNA. RefSeq names its product olfactory receptor 10Q1-like. Lineage: Eukaryota; Metazoa; Chordata; Lepidosauria; Squamata; Viperidae. Gene Ontology annotation, biological process: G protein-coupled receptor signaling pathway. Gene Ontology annotation, molecular function: G protein-coupled receptor activity; olfactory receptor activity. The transcript is spliced from 4 exons. The coding region runs from base 582 to 1541 and encodes 319 amino acids. The record is from RefSeq and is a predicted model, not a curated record. Gene Ontology annotation, cellular component: membrane.